This is a messenger RNA of Perkinsus marinus ATCC 50983, 3442 nucleotides long. Its product is annotated as serine palmitoyltransferase, putative. Bases 50 to 3139 code for a protein of 1029 amino acids. Gene Ontology annotation, biological process: ceramide biosynthetic process; sphingosine biosynthetic process. The transcript has 19 exons. The record is from RefSeq and is a predicted model, not a curated record. Gene Ontology annotation, cellular component: serine palmitoyltransferase complex. NCBI's taxonomy places the organism in Eukaryota, Perkinsozoa, Perkinsida, Perkinsidae. Gene Ontology annotation, molecular function: pyridoxal phosphate binding; serine C-palmitoyltransferase activity.
UUCGUUUUAGCUCCUUUGAUUUAGAAAACACAAUUCCUGCACAAUAACGAUGCUUACAGAGGCUGCAGUGCUUCCUGAGUUAUCUUGCAACGCUACUUCAUGUUCCUUUGCUGGUCUCGCAUCUGGCCCCCUUCAGCAGGGCUCCUCUUAUGAGGCAUUCGCAGAUGUCGAUACCAGUGUUUAUACUCUCACAGUUGUCUUCAUGGUGAUCUUGGCCGUUCUAUUGUUCCUGGCCGAUGAGACGCGCGGUACGAGACCGAAGUCUUCUAUGGCCUACUACACCAUAUUUUAUCCAGACGAGUCAAUUCCAUGGGGUCAUUUCCCUUUCAACGAUUAUAUUGGGGGCCUCUUCGGCCUGGGUAUAAACAAGGAGACUAUUCUUAAGUUUGUCUCCAGAUUUGUGAGACGUUCCCCUGCAGAUUCAAGUCCUAGAGGUGGGGGAAGCCAGUCGCUCAGCCCGAAGUUUGAGCACGAAUUCCUCACCUGGCCGACGGUGCUUCACGCCUAUUGGCAGUUCGUGGUUCUCUUUGUGAAGGGCAUCUCUAAAGAAGCCUUGUGGACCGUCACAUUUAGCAAGAAUGAAAAUGAUACGGAGAACUGGAACACUGAGUGGUGGAAAGAAUUCUACACCCAACACUUGUAUCACCGUAUUGAAGACUGCUUCAAUCAGGUUAUCAGCUCGGCGCCAGGCAGUACAAUUGAUGUUUGCCUGAGAGAUCGUCCGCAUGAUAUUUUCAAGCGUUAUGGUAGACUGCAUCUUACUGGUAAAGUCCGUCGAGGUUGCAUCAAUUUGGCCUCAUAUAAUUACCUUGGUUUUGGCGGUAGAGACGAGUACUGUACGCCUAAGGUCAUUGAGACCAUCAAGGAAUACGGCUUCGCCUCUGGUGUGGCUAGCCGGGCCGAAGCUGGUGGGAGCAACAGUCUCCAUGUCAAGCUGGAGGCGAUGGUUGCCGACUAUCUCGGCAAGGAGGACGCAGUGGUCAUGGGAAUGGGCUUUGCUACCAACAGUAUGUUGUUGGCCGCUGUAGCACUCUCGUCUCCACAGUAUGGUGAUAAGAAGACAUUAUUCGUGUCGGACUCUUUGAAUCAUAAGUCUAUCGUGGAAGGCGUGAAGCAGAGUACUGCUAAGGUCAUUGGCUUCAAGCAUAAUGAUAUGCGUGAUUUGGAGAACGUUCUCGAUAGGGAAACUCGUAAGUGGUGGAGAUCCCGGGUUCGAUCCCUGGCUAGGGUUACGCUGAAGUACCGUUAUCACUGUUAUCUGUGGCUAGAUGAGGCUCACUCUAUUGGAGCUGUUGGCCCUACUGGUCGUGGUGUGACGGAACUCCUCGGCGUUGAUACCAAGCAUGUUGAUAUGAUGAUGGGAACCUUCACGAAGUCCUUUGGUUCGAACGGUGGUUAUGUCGCGGGUGAUAAAACUCUAAUAGAUUACCUGCGUGCUACUUCCACCGGUUAUCUUCAUGCAUCGGCUAUGACACCAAUGGUUACAUCACAGAUUAUUGCAGCUUUCGAGGUCAUGAGGACCCCUAGGGGCGAGGAGAAGAUUCAUGCUAUUCGUGAGAACUCUAACUACCUCCGUAGUGAAUUACGGAAGUUGAAGCUCACUGUCAUUGGCGACAUCGACUCUCCGGUUAUCUGUGUCCUCUUGUGCGUGCCAGAGACUGUCCCCACUUUCUUCCGAGCAGCACUGAAGCGUAACCUAGCCUGCGUUGUGGUUGGAUAUCCAGCUGUCCCUGUGCUCCUCUCGCGAGCUCGUUUCUGUGUGAGCGCCAGCCACACGCGUGAGCAGAUUGACUACACUAUAUCGAUGAUGAAGGAGGUGGCCAAGGAGACUGGUAUUUGCUAUAAUAACUCCGUACCGGAAGAAGAGGCCAUUUCGUAUCGUCAUUGGUUGUCCCAUGCUCCUUUGGAAACUGUGGAGUUGCCGCAUUUGUCUGAUUACUGGAAACCCGACGAGUUGGUCCCCAAUUGCAAGUUUGAAGUUCCGCAUAACGGGCUUAUAUUCUCAUCCGAGGACACGAGUACGGUCUCGAGCACUCCAGUUGAAGGAUCCGACCGGGAUGUGCCCCUCCAAGAGUUCGCCGUAUUCGAUCCUCUAUCACUCCUGCAUGAUCCUGCUAAGGCUGUCAGCGAGCCUGCUUUGGAAGUGAUCGAGGAGCGAGGAGUGGGGGCAUGCGGGCCUCGAGGCUUCUACGGCACUACUUUGGAGCACCUUGAACUGGAGAAAACUAUCAAGGAUUUCCUAGGAACCGAGGCGGCGAUUCUGUACAGUCAUCAUGCUCUCACCGCAUCCAGUGCGGCUCAAGCGUUCAUCAAGAAGAACGACUUUGUUAUAAUUCACAAAUACGCCACUUAUGGUAUCCGCACUGGGGUUAAAUUGUCGAGAUGCCAGAAUGUCACUUGGUGGUCUGGUGACGUCGAUGAGCUCUUCGACCUUGUCGAGAGUAAAAUGCGUGAGGUGAAGCUAUCAAGUCACGUCUCUCGUGUGUGGGUCGUCAUGGAUGCCCAAUUCGGUAUCGAUCUCAGAAAGGUCGUUGAUAUCAAAGACAACUUUGGUGCUUAUCUUCUCCUUGAUGAUACUUAUGGGAUCGGCACUGUCGGUGCUACUGGUCGUGGCUAUUGUGAGUAUUAUGGAGUCCGUUGUUCUUCUGUGGACAUCUUGGUCGGCUCACUAGAGCAGACCUUUGCAUCUCAAGGAGGGUUCUGUGUUGGGAAGCAAACUAUGAUCGACCACCAGACACUAUACGGCAGUGGUUACUGCUUCAGUGCUAGUUCCCCUCCUGGCUCGUGUAAGGUGGCCACGGAAGCUAUCAAACGAGUUGAGGGCAGCGAGCGGUUGGCUCGUGUCCAGGCCAAUACGCGUAGACUGCGAAGAGACUUGGAGAACAUCGGUGCUGAUAUCAUUACAGAUGCUCAGUCCUUCGCGCAAGUAGUGAGAGUGGCUGACGCACAGAGGGUUGCCCUUGCUAUGCAAGAGCGAGGCUUCGUAGUGCAGCCGUUAUUGACCUCCCCUCUUGAAAAUGAUGGUUUGGCCUCUGAGAAAAACACUCUUGUGAGGAUCUGCGUUGGUGCUCACCAUAGUCCUCAGGCUAUCGAUCAAUGCGUUGAUAGUCUUAGGGAAGUUACUAUCGGUGAAUACUGAUAGCAGCAGUAUCACAUUUCACCCUGGUUCGUUUCAGUGCAGCUCGAGGAGCUUUCACUGUAUAUUACAGUUCUCUGUUGCCACUACUAUUACUUUACACUCGACCAACUUUCGUCGUGACUGACAUCAAUUUUAGAUGCGUCUAUACAUUUCAACUGUUCCUUGUUGUUGUCAUUGGUUGUAAGCCGACCUGGUGAGGGUCUCAUUUAUCCCUCACCGUGGUUUCGUCUUCGUUCCUUAAGUAAGAUGUCUCAGAGGCUUAUAACAACGGCACUGGCCGAGACCUCAGAUAUGCAUUGGUCG